AUGCCAUUCAAGAGCAUUGUUCGUGAGCUGAAGGAGAUUAAAGAUGGGGUUGGGAGUAGGUCUGGUCGAGUGGUUGAAGGAAAGCGGUGGAGAGGCAGGGCAAGAUCACACAUAGCUCCUGAUGAAACUUCAAUGGUUAAAUCAGAAGAAUCCAUUGAGCAAGGCCAGUGGGCCAACUUGCCCUCUGAAUUGCUUUUGGAUAUCAUCCAGAGGGUGGAAGAGACUGAGACUUCAUGGCCUGCUCGUGCUGUGGUCGUUCAUUGUGCUUCAGUUUGUAAGUCAUGGAGAGAAGUUACAAGGGAAGUUGUGAAAACUCCUCAACAGUGCGGGAGACUUACAUUCCCUAUUUCAUUGAAACAGCCGGGUCCUCGUGAGUCUCCCAUACAGUGCUACAUCAGAAGGGAUCCUAUGACCUCCACGUUUCUGUUGUAUUCAGGAUUGAUGCCUUCUGAGGGCCAGAAGGAUAAAUUGCUGUUAGCAGCAAAGAGAAUCAGAAGGACAACUUGCACGGAUUUCAUUAUAUCUCUGGUUGCAAAUGAUUUUUCUCGCUCCAGCAACAACUACAUUGGGAGACUCAGGUCAAACUUUUUGGGGACUAAGUUCACCAUAUCGGAAAGGCAAUCUUCACACGAAGCUCCAACUCAAUCCGUCAGGCGGACAAGCCGCAGCAGAUUUCAUUCCAGACAACCAUCUACUCGAACACCCAGCUCUAGCUACAGAAUAGGCACAGUAAACUAUGAGCUGAACGUCCUCCGCACAAGAGGGCCGAGAAGAAUGCACUGUGUCAUGAACUCUAUCCCUGUCUCUUCGAUGGAGGAAGGUGGCAGUGCCCCAACAGCAGCAUCACUGCCAGAGACAACAGCCGAUGGACAUCAGUUCUAUCCUUCACCAGUCUUCAAAGGAAGGGGGGGAGGACCAGGUUCCGACGUCAGUUCCACCAACAGUCCAUCAGAGUCUCCCUUGGUAAUCCCUGGCUCAAUAGGAGAGCCCUUGGUCCUAAAAAAUAGGGCUCCCAGGUGGCACGAGCAGCUUCAGUGUUGGUGCUUGAACUUCAGGGGGCGAGUUACAGUUGCUUCCGUGAAGAAUUUCCAACUCGUUGCUGCUUUUGAGCCCCACCACCAGAAUGUGUCAGCUGAAGAACACGAUCGGGUCCUUUUACAAUUCGGGAAGAUUGGAAAAGACAUAUUCACCAUGGACUAUAGCUACCCGCUCUCUGCUUUUCAAGCCUUCACACUCUGCCUCAGCAGCUUUGACACCAAACCAGCCUGUGAAUGA
Messenger RNA from Linum trigynum, 1275 nucleotides. Lineage: Eukaryota; Viridiplantae; Streptophyta; Magnoliopsida; Malpighiales; Linaceae. The record is from the annotation of a GenBank genome assembly.